AGCACUGCGCAUGCUCGGUGUAGUAGCCGGUCAUGGCGGCGGUGUGUGUUUGUCCAUGAGGUGGGGGACGUAAUUCUUGCGGUCUGUGACAGAGCGAACCGAAGCGCUGCCAUGGCCGGAGUGUUUGACAUUGAUUUGGACCAGCCGGAGCAAAAUGUCUCCGAUGAUGAGACUGACGAGGCACAAAUCAAUGACAUCAUGGACCAGUGCAGCGGAUUUGAAUUUAACAUGGAAGGUUGCGAGAAGAUAGAGAUAUCAGAAGAUAAUGUCAAUCAGGGGACGGAAAAUAUUAGACCAGAGUGUUUUGAACUGCUAAGAGUUCUGGGUAAAGGCGGUUAUGGAAAGGUAUUUCAAGUUCGAAAAGUCGUCGGAGCCGCUUCAGGCAAAAUAUUUGCCAUGAAAGUCUUAAAAAAGGCAAUGAUUGUACGCAAUGCCAAGGACACAGCCCACACCAAGGCGGAGAGGAACAUCCUGGAGGAGGUGAAGCACCCUUUCAUUGUUGAUCUCAUCUACGCCUUUCAGACAGGCGGGAAGCUGUACCUCAUCCUGGAGUACCUGAGUGGAGGAGAACUCUUCAUGCAGCUGGAGAGGGAGGGAAUUUUCAUGGAAGACACAGCUUGUUUUUACCUAGCUGAGAUUUCGAUGGCUCUGGGUCACCUGCACCAGAAGGGCAUCAUCUACAGAGACCUGAAGCCUGAGAACAUCAUGCUGAACAAUCAAGGCCAUGUCAAGUUAACAGAUUUCGGACUGUGCAAAGAGUCGAUUCACGACGGUACAGUCACUCACACUUUCUGUGGUACUAUCGAAUACAUGGCCCCGGAGAUAUUAAUGCGAAGCGGACAUAAUCGAGCCGUAGACUGGUGGAGUCUGGGCGCCCUGAUGUAUGACAUGCUCACCGGCGCGCCGCCAUUCACUGGCGAAAACCGCAAGAAGACCAUCGACAAAAUCUUGAAGUGCAAGCUUAGCCUGCCACCCUACCUCACACAGGAAGCCAGAGACCUCCUGAAACGGUUGCUUAAGAGAAACGCCUCAUCGCGGUUGGGAGCAGGCGCCGAUGAUGCCAAGGAGGUGCAGGCACAUCUCUUCUUCCGACACAUCAACUGGGAACAUUUGCUGGCUCGAAAAGUCGAGCCUCCUUUCAAACCUUUCUUGCAAUCAGCUGAAGAUGUGAGUCAGUUUGAUUCUAAAUUCACCAGUCAGACGCCGGUCGAUAGCCCUGAUGACUCGACGUUGAGUGAAAGUGCUAAUCAAGCUUUCUUGGGCUUCACCUAUGUGGCUCCUUCAGUCCUGGAAAAUAUCAAAGAGAAAUUCUCCUUUGAGCCAAAAAUCCGUUCGCCUCGGCGAUUCAUUGGCAGCCCUAGAACGCCUCUCAGCCCAGUCAAAUUUUCAGGAGGGGACUGCUGGCUACGGAGUUCCCUCCUCCCGAGCGGAGGACCAACUCUCCUCCAGUCUUCUCAGGACCAGGCUAUGGAAGUCUCCACUCCAGAGCAGAUGGAUGUGACCACCAACUCGGAAGCCUCGGCCCCUCUUCCAAUUCGUCAACCUGCCGGGGUCAACCUGGCUCAGAUGAAGCAUCAAGCAUACCCUGUGAUGGCCAAAAGGCCCGAGCAUUUACGUAUGAACCUAUGACCCAACUCCCCUCCAAUUUAUUUCUUGACUUUUUUUUCUUUUUGUUGAUAUUUUUAAGAAGCAAAGCAAAAACGUACGGAUGCUAGAGACAAUUUCAAUCAAAUCUUGCCCAUCCACACACUACAUGUGCUGUCAGCCUGGCGGUGGAAUGCUGAUCCGGGUAGCCAGUGUGCCUCGGUUCAUACAUCAGUGUUACCAUCUUGCAUUGUCGUCGCCACAUUUCUGGUUUUGAUCCCCUCCCACAUCUUACUGAGCUGGUGCUAGGAAGGACCGAAGACAUUCGGAGGAGCUCCAGCAAGAGAUAUUUUUUAGCAAAAAGAGCAAUCUGCUGUACAAGAAGACAUCCAAGUGCUUUAUGCUGAUUUAGUGAAUGCCAUUGAAGUUGCUCAUGUUGCUGAGAGACAGCAAAUGAUUCUCGAUUCUGUGGAAAAAAAAAAAAAGAUGCAAUUAGGUCUAUUAGUGGUGGCUGUAGCUUUCAUCUAAUAUU
Messenger RNA from Syngnathus typhle (broad-nosed pipefish), 2116 nucleotides. It is a transcript of the gene rps6kb1b, whose product is annotated as ribosomal protein S6 kinase b, polypeptide 1b. Gene Ontology annotation, molecular function: protein serine/threonine kinase activity; ATP binding. NCBI's taxonomy places the organism in Eukaryota, Metazoa, Chordata, Actinopteri, Syngnathiformes, Syngnathidae. The coding region runs from base 112 to 1629 and encodes 505 amino acids. The record is from RefSeq and is a predicted model, not a curated record. Gene Ontology annotation, biological process: protein phosphorylation; signal transduction. The transcript is spliced from 15 exons.